Messenger RNA from Hevea brasiliensis (rubber tree), 2519 nucleotides. Its product is annotated as probable glucan 1,3-beta-glucosidase A. Bases 675 to 2276 code for a protein of 533 amino acids. The transcript has 10 exons. Gene Ontology annotation, cellular component: cytoplasm; actin cytoskeleton. The record is from RefSeq and is a predicted model, not a curated record. Lineage: Eukaryota; Viridiplantae; Streptophyta; Magnoliopsida; Malpighiales; Euphorbiaceae. Gene Ontology annotation, molecular function: actin filament binding; hydrolase activity, hydrolyzing O-glycosyl compounds. Gene Ontology annotation, biological process: cell migration; actin filament bundle assembly; carbohydrate metabolic process.
AAACAAUAAAGAGAGAGCUUCAGUUCAUAGUUUUUGUCUCAAGGACACUGAGACAGAAAUUAAACAAGAAGAGAACCAUGUAGGAUGUAGCAGAGAUAAGGUUCCACCACCUUCUGUUUACCCUUUUCCUCGCCAUGGAUCAUUCCCUGGUUAAAAGAAAAGCUCUCUCUUUUUAACCUUGCUUGCCUUUCUCAAAUAAUCCAAUCAAAUAUAUACCCAAACCCACUUAUAAAAGCACAUCCAAAUCUGCAAGCAAAGUAAGCCGCUUUUUUUCCUUUCCUUUUCCACACACUACCUUGUGAACACUUUCACGUCCCCCUUUUUAUAUCCCUUCGCAAUCUUGAGAUGUGGUUCCUUCCUUCUUCUUUUAUUUUAUAUUUUUAUGGGGUUUCACUCCGUAGCAUUAAUGGAAUUCCAAAAGUUGUGUAUUAAUUAAUGUAAUUGCUUGCAAUAAGAAAAGGCAAACCCAGAUAAAUAUAUUAUGCUUGUCUACAUUGUUGAAUUUGGUAUUAAUUGAGUGAUAAGGAAGGGAUUACUAAGAUUCUCCCAAGUGGUUUUUUUUUUUAUAGGUUUUGAAUGAUCUUUUAUUUCUUUAUUGGGGUUAUCCAACAUUGCUGUUCCAGAUGGACUCUAUAUUUUUGGCUCAAUUGAUGCCGUAGGGGCCUGCAUUAUUCAUGGAACUUGUCCUUAGCAAACGGGUAUUUGCAUUUUCACUAACUUGGUGGGCUACUUUCUCUGGAGCAUACUCAGUGGAGGGAUUGAGAGGAGGUUCUAAAGUUAGAGGAGUAAAUUUAGGAGGGUGGCUGGUUGUGGAAGGUUGGAUUAAGCCCUCGCUAUUUGAUGGCAUUCUUAAUGGAGACAUGCUUGAUGGUACAGAGGUUCAAUUCAAGUCAGUGACAUUGCAGAAGUAUGUGUGCGCAGAGAAUGGGGGUGGCACGGGUGUUGCAGUAAAUAGAGAUGCUGCAUCUUCAUGGGAAACCUUCAAGUUAUGGAGAGUCUCUGCAUCGGAAUUUCAGUUCCGCACCUCUCAAGGCCAGUUUCUAACAUGUGAAGGUGAAGGGUGCUCAAUCUCUGCAACUGCAAACACGUCUUCAGCAGGGAAAUUAUUUUAUAUUGAGAGAAAUAGCAACAAUAGAGUUCAUGUCAAACUUACUAGUGGGGCUUACCUACAGGCUACAAUAGGAAACCAGCUCACAGCAGAUUAUCCAGGGAAACCAGGAUGGGAUGAUAAUGCAGCCACUUUUGAAAUGACUAUUGUAGUAAAUAACUUGCAUGGAGAUUACCAACUUGCAAAUGGGUAUGGACAUAGUAAGGCGAAAGAGAUUCUUAAGAAACACAGAAACAGUUUUGUUACAAUGGAAGAUUUCAAGUUUCUAUAUAGACAUGGGAUAAAUGCAGUGAGGAUACCUGUUGGUUGGUGGAUUGCUUUUGAUCCUAAUCCUCCAGCUCCAUACGUAGGAGGUUCCUUAGAAGCUCUUGAUAAUGCGUUCUCAUGGGCACAAGCCUAUAAUAUAAAAUGCAUAAUUGAUCUACAUGCGGCUCCUGGCUCUCAAAAUGGGAUGGAACAUAGUUCCAGUAGAGAUGGUACAACAGGCUGGCCUACUUCUCCAGAUUAUAUCUCACAAACACUGGAUGUUAUAGAUUUUCUGGCUUCAAGGUAUGCUAGACAUCCUGCCUUGCUAGGAAUUGAGCUAUUAAAUGAACCAUCUGCUGCCUCAGUUCCUUUGGAAGUUUUGGUUCCAUAUUACAAACAGGGCUACCAAAUUGUUCGAAAAUACUCAUCAACAGCUUAUGUCAUCAUCUGUCAAAGAAUUGGCAAUGCUGAUCCGCUGGAACUGUACCAGGCUAACAUAGGCUCUAAUAACAUAGUAGUUGAUUUGCAUUACUACAAUCUUUUUGACACUUUCUUUGUUAAUAUGAGCUCAGAAGAUAAUAUUCAAUAUGUAUACAAGAGCAGGGAAGCUCAACUACAGGCUCUGAGCAGUGCAAAUGGUCCACUUGUUUUUAUUGGGGAAUGGGUGAAUGAAUGGAAUGUGACAAAUGGAUCUCAGAAAGAUUAUCAAAAUUUUGGAAGAGCUCAACUUGAGGUUUAUGGUGCUGCUUCUUUUGGAUGGGCAUAUUGGACUCUCAAAAAUGAUAGAAAGCAUUGGGAUUUUGAAUGGAACAUUAGGAACAAUUAUCUCCAGUUUGGUAAUUCACCAGCCAAGCAAAUUUUCAACAAUGUAGUAUUGCUUGGAUUGGUCGCUACUUUCUUCUUUCUGCAUCCUAUAUUAUAGUGGACAUCAUAAGAGUUGCAUAUGGUACAGAGAUGGCAAAAUCUAAGCGGCUGGUUUCUUUCUUUUUCUUCCUUUUCUCUUUCCUUCUAUGUUUCAUUCAUAUUGCAAAUUUGCAAGCUCAAUAAUAUUGUUAGAGCAGAGUGUAAUCAUGGGAAAUGCUAAUGGUCCUGUAAAAGCAUGGAAGCUACAUUUGUUAUGCUUAUCUUCAAUAAAUAUGCAAAGGAAAGAAAAAUUUCCCCCUUC